Molecule: messenger RNA, 1311 nt
Organism: Salmo salar (Atlantic salmon)
Lineage: Eukaryota; Metazoa; Chordata; Actinopteri; Salmoniformes; Salmonidae
Product: matrix metalloproteinase-28
Biological process (GO): collagen catabolic process; proteolysis; extracellular matrix organization
Cellular component (GO): extracellular matrix
Molecular function (GO): zinc ion binding; metalloendopeptidase activity
Source: RefSeq, a predicted model, not a curated record
AUGGAACAAGACAGGAACAGCGUCAGCACACGGCUGCAUUUUCUGGAGAAGUAUGGAUACCUAACGGAGGAGGAGGAUCACCAACACAAGGAUAUUGAGGUCAACAAAGCUCUCAGCUUUACCAAAGGCGGGAGGUGGCAAAAGCGUCACCUGACCUACCGGGUGGUGAACUGGCCUGGCCACCCCCCUCUAGGUCAGGUGGCCCUAGCCAUAUGAAAGGCUUUUCAGCUGUGGAGCAACGUGUCCUUCAAAGAGGUCACCCAGGGGUCACCUGACAUUUGGCUGGCCUUCUAUGAGGGGAAACACAACGACGGCAUGGGCAACACCUUUGAUGGUCCAGGAGGCGCCCUAGUGCAUGCCUUCUUCCCUGGCCGAGGGGAGGCUCACUUGGCAGAGCGCUGGACACUGAACGGCUACAAGGGCCACAACCUGUUCAUGGUGAUUGCCCACGAGGUGGGCCACACGCUGGGCCUGGCGUACUCUCCUGUGCGUCAUGCUCUCAUGUCCCCCUACUACAAGAAGCUGGGGAAAGCCACGGUGCUGAGCUGGGAUGACAUCACCGCUGUACAGCAGUUUUAUGGUGGUUCGGCAUACUCCACACUGAGAGAGGAACAAGCCAUUAAAAAGUAGAUUGGAAUUUGAUUUUGAACCAGUCACUUUACAUGCCCAAAAAUUAGAGUAGAAGAGAGAACAUGUGGAGGUAAUAAGUGGUCAGGUAGAGGAGGAAACAAGAUUACAUGAGGGAGUGGAGAUGAUAAAAUGACAUUGAGACCUUAAAUUGAACUUAGUCCACAAAUCUGACUAGAGAUUGGAUCAGCUGCUGUUUGUUUAACCCUUUACCAUCUGCUGUGCUAUCAUUCACCAUGACAUCAUAGUGUCCAAUCACUCUGUCAUACAAUAUACGAAGCAUCAAUUGGAAAAAGCUAAAGGACAGAAUCUUUUCAUGUUAAGUGUGGCUAAAGCCAUUCCAUUUAUUACAGGGAAAAGUACUUAAGUAAAAAUACUUUCAAGUGCUGUACUUUACUAUAUUCCUGAAGAAAAUGUACUUUUUGCACCAUAAAUUUUCCCUAUCACACAAAAGUAAUUUUGAAUGCUUAGCAGGACAGGAAAAUGGUCGGAAGUACAUAUACCUUAGCCAAAUACAUUUAAACUCAUUUUCACAAUUCCUGACAUUUUAAUCCUAGUAAAAAAUCCCUGUCUUAGUUCAGUUAAGGUCACCAUUUUUAUUUUAAGCAUGUGAAAUGUCAGAAUAAUAGUAGAAUGAUUUAUUUCAGCUUUUAUUUCUUUCAUCACAUUCCCAGUGGGUCAGAA